Molecule: messenger RNA, 924 nt
Organism: Orbicella faveolata
Lineage: Eukaryota; Metazoa; Cnidaria; Anthozoa; Scleractinia; Merulinidae
Product: protocadherin-11 X-linked-like
Biological process (GO): homophilic cell-cell adhesion
Cellular component (GO): plasma membrane
Molecular function (GO): calcium ion binding
Source: RefSeq, a predicted model, not a curated record
AUGGCGCGAAUGCUACUGUGGCUGGUAUCGCUACUCACAUUUUGCAAGGCCUCGGACGUUAUGAAAUUUCAAGUUUUCGAAGAACUAGAAGCUGACACUUUUGUAGGAGACAUUUCAGAGAGUUCCAUAGUCAAAGCAAUGGCCACAAAUGACAAUAUUAAGGGAGAGCUUCGAUACGAGUUCCAAGGAUCACUGCAAACGUCUUUUGGUAUCGACGAAAGCACUGGUGUUAUACGGACUGCCGCGAAGAUAGACCGUGAAAACGUGUCCCUUGGACUUGUUCGCGACACAUUUCAAAUCUUAGUUCAAGUCUCGAAAGGAGUUAUGAAAGCGGCUAUACCGACGGAGAUCAAGAUUCUAGACAUAAAUGAUAACAGUCCCAUUUUUAAGGAGGAUAUUGAGAAUAUUUCUGUUAAAGAAUCUGCGCUAGGUGCAGAGUUGCCAAUAACGGUGGCGGAAGAUUCGGACAUUGGUAACAAUUCUGUUCAAAGUUACGAGAUUGUUGACAGGAAUGACGGUGGGGUGUUUGACUUAAAAGUAUCGCGCCCUACUUCGGAAAUAUUUCAAGUCAAACUUGUCGUGUCGAAAAGGCUGGACCGCGAAAUAAACGACAGCUACUAUUUGGUGAUCGAGGCGAGAGAUGGGGGUAGCCCACCAAGGGUUGGACGCAAAGGUUUGAGUAUCACAGUUCUAGAUUCGAACGAUCACUUUCCCAAAUUCAGCAAAGAUCGCUAUGUCGGCGAGGUUAGAGAGAAUUCUCGUGUAGGAACGUUUGUGCUGAAUGUUACUGCGACAGAUAAAGACAUUGGUACAAACGGUGAAGUGGUCUACUCUCUCCAAGUUCCGCCUCGAUAUAAAGAUCUUUUCACGCUGGACGCGCGAACGGGCGAACUUCGUGUUAUGUACAGUCAUGACUCUGUUUAG